GAUUGACAAAACAAACAACCUUGACUUUUACGUUGUCAACAAAAUGUAUGUUUAUUUUUCUAUUUAAAAAUGAUAAAAAUGUCCUGUUUGCGUGAUCAUUUAUAUUGUAUCCAGUUUGUCAAGCACAUUUGCAGGGGGGAUAGUGUCGUAUUUAUAGCGUCAAUCACGCCAAUUCAUCGACUUGAUAUAUAACUCCAAGCGCCAGGUAUUUAUAAAAAUAACAUAAUGUCGAGCGAAACAAUUCAGCCCUGCAAUUUGACUUGCGUUAAAAAAAUGGGGCAAAAUGGAAUCGUGCAGCCUCUUUUAACUGAUUUAUAUCAAAUUACAAUGGCCUAUGCGUAUUGGAAGGCCGGAAAAACCUCUGCAAACGCGGUAUUUGAUUUGUUUUUCCGCAAAAACCCGUUCCAUGGAGAAUUUACCAUCUUUGCCGGUUUAGAAGAAUGCCUUAAGUUUCUUGAGAAGUUCUCAUAUUCAGAAAGUGAUAUAGAAUAUAUAAAACAAAUCCUACCCAGUCACAUUGAACAAGAAUUUUAUGAAUACUUGAGUUCCCUAACCGCAAAAGAUUUAAAAGUAUAUGCUGUAGAAGAAGGAACAGUUGUCUUUCCUAGAGUGCCUUUGUUGCGAGUUGAAGGGCCCCUUAUAGUGGCACAGUUAGUCGAAACAACUCUUUUAACCCUUGUAAACUUUGCAAGUCUCAUGGCUACCAAUGCUGCACGAUACAGAAUGGCUGCAGGUAACCUGAAAUUGUUUGAAUUCGGCCUUAGAAGAGCUCAAGGACCCGAUGGAGGUCUCUCAGCUUCAAAAUACAGUUACAUAGGAGGUUUUGACGGUACUAGCAACGUCCUGGCUGGAAAACUGUUUAAUAUUCCUGUUAAAGGAACUCAUGCCCACUCAUAUGUAACAUCUUUCAGUGAUUUCUCUGAACUAAUCACUAAAGAACUACAUCCAAAAGAUGGUGGACCUUCUAAAGAUAUUCUGGAGUUAGCUAUAGGGUUUAGGAAACGUCUCAUAUCAAUUUUUAAUGUUUUACUGUCUGAAGUCAGUGAUGGGGAAUUAGCUGCUUUUGUGUCGUUUGCCAUAGCUUUUCCGGAGAAUUUUAUGGCACUGGUUGACACGUAUGAUGUUAAAAAGAGUGGAUUAAUUAAUUUUUGUGCAACUGCUUUGGCUUUGAAUGAAGUAGGGUACAGAGCAGUUGGUAUCAGGUUAGACAGUGGAGACUUAGCAUAUCUUUCUAACAUUGCCCGAUCAUACUUCAAGAAAGUUGAAGAAGAGUACAAGAUUUCAUACUUCAGUAGCCUAAUAAUCAUGGCAUCGAAUGAUAUAAACGAGGAAACAAUAUUGAGCUUGAACGAACAAGGACAUUGCAUUGAUGCUUUCGGUAUCGGUACACACCUGGUAACUUGUCAAAAACAGCCUGCUCUAGGGUGUGUGUACAAAAUGGUCGAGCUGGAUGAACGUCCACGUAUUAAACUGAGUCAGGAUGUGGAAAAAGUGACAAUUCCAGGGAAAAAAGAUGCUUACAGGCUGUAUGGUGAAACUGGAUACGCAUUGAUAGAUAUUUUGCAAAGGAAUUUAGAAGAUUCUCCUGCUGAAGGGAAGAAAGUUUUAUGCAGACACCCAUUUCAAGAAUCUAAAAGGGCAUUUGUUAAGCCCUCCAGCGUGAAAAAACUUCACCAGUUGAGUUUUAAUCAAGGCAAAAUCUGUAAACCUCUGAAAAAUCUACAGGAGGUUAGAAAAACUGUGGAGCAGUCUUUGAAAAUCUUGAGGCCUGACAUCAAGAGAACGCUAAAUCCCACACCGUACAAAGUGUCUGUCAGUGAUGAUUUGUAUCAGUUUCUCCAUACUUUGUGGCUGGAAAAUGCUCCUAUUGGGGAGUUGUCAUAGAAUUAAAGGAUUUAGUAGUUUGGUGUAAGAUUCCACCAUAGAUUUGCAUAGGUUUUAGGCUGUUUUUAAACAGGUAGGUAUCAGAAACAGUGGCCUUAAAAUAGUUCACUUUUUUGAGCAUUUAUUAGACCUGGUAUAUUCCAUUUUUUGAUUUUUUUAUUUUUAUUAAGAUAUAUUUCGUAGUUUAAGAAAAAAAAGUGUUCAUAAUUUUUAGCAGGGAUGGGUCUCACUAAACAAAUUGAUUUCUUACACGUAAAAAAUAGUUUUUUACGUUAAGUUUUUCUUUGGCUUGCCCAUCCCUGGUUUUUAGUGUAUCUAAGAUAAAGAGCUUUAUUAAUACCAAAUUUCUAAACUGUUAUCGCUGUGUGCACAUAUAGCUCGUAAGUUUAUUAUUAAUUUACUUAAAAGAUUUAGAGAUAGUUAAGAAGAGUGUUAUUAUACAGAGCAUUUAUGUUGUGUACUUAAAAUAUUUUAUAUCGUUUUCUACGCGUAUCAUGUUAUAUUUAAUUUGUUUACUUAGUAUUUUAGAACUAUGUAGUACAAAUUAUAGUGUAUUAUUACCUACUAGGUGUUAUUUUGUUUUUAAAGUGACUGACACAAACUUAUUCACUAAAUUUUUAUAUUUAUAAGUUUAUUUGGUUGGUAAAAUAUUUAAAAACAAGAAUAAACUUUAUUUUAAAAAUAUGUUCCUUUUUAAGGAUAAUAUGAUUUAAAAGCGUGCUUUAUUAAUAGAUAAAACAUUAUUUCCUAUACCAUACAAUAAUUGAAAAAAAAAACAGUGUCACAGUAACCUUUGAAAUGAAGAUCGCUGUCAUUUUAUUUGUAAAAUAUCAUCGAUCGUCAUUUCCAUGGCAACUGGACGCCGUUUUUUUUCGCUCAUACGGUAUAAGGGGCCUGGAAUUGUAUUUAUAACUUUAAUUCAGUUAUUUUCAGCAAUUUUAAAACUAAAUUCGGUAUAUUUUCUCUUAAUUCGUGAAUAAAUUAAAAACAAUGCUCAAUGAAAGUGGUUUGUCGCAUUUUUAUUGGCUAGUAUUGAUCAUUACAACGUUGAUCAUUACAUCUUCAUCUUCUACUGUUUUAAAGACUUAUGUAUAUUAUUUGAACGUUUUUUUACGAAUUUGUUAAAAUAAACUCACUAGCUUUUAUGAUAUUUUUCUGUUACGUAAUUUUAUAUAGCUAUUCGGAAACGACUUGACAACAUCGCAGGUUCCCUCGUAGGUUUCAACGAUUUUUCAGUUGUUUUAGAAAAAAAUAAAUUAGCAUAGAGUAUUUGUUCAUAAUCUUUAUUUUAGUGCAUUACUUAGCCUUUCUAUCAAGUAAGUACUCGAAAUUUUAAGUUUUUCUUGUUAAUUUGUGAUUUUUGAUCGAAAAAAACUGCUAUUGUUCUUCAAGUCAUGGAUUUGUUUUGGCAAAGGUCGGUAUCGACUUCGAUAUUUUUCGACAGCCUUAUUAUUGCAUAAAUUAAGGAUAAAUUGUUGUUUUUUGAAUUUUUGAUUUAAUUUUCCAUUAAACUAAUAAAUUUUCAUUUCUUUGGAAU
This is a messenger RNA of Sitophilus oryzae (rice weevil), 3421 nucleotides long. Its product is annotated as nicotinate phosphoribosyltransferase-like. NCBI's taxonomy places the organism in Eukaryota, Metazoa, Arthropoda, Insecta, Coleoptera, Curculionidae. The coding region runs from base 226 to 1884 and encodes 552 amino acids. The transcript has 3 exons. Gene Ontology annotation, molecular function: nicotinate phosphoribosyltransferase activity. The record is from RefSeq and is a predicted model, not a curated record. Gene Ontology annotation, biological process: NAD+ biosynthetic process.